CAGGCCUGAGGAGCAGUUCCAGGCAGCCGCAGCGCCAUGCUUUCUGUCUUCCUCUGGAAUGGAUUCUAGAGAUACGGAUCUGUAUGAGGACUACCGCUCCCCGUUUGACUUCGAUUCCGGAGUGAACAAAAACUACCUCUACUUGUCUCCCAGAGGGAACACGUCACCGCCUGGUUCGCCUAGGCAGAGCUUUGGUCUGCUGAAGACAGAGCCAGUGGCCGAGGAAGGAGAGGAUGCCGUUGCCAUGCUCAGUGCCCCAGAGAACCUGUCAGAGGAGGAGCAAGAUGAGCUGAGACGGGAACUUGCUAAGGUGGAAGAAGAAAUCCAGACUCUCUCUCAAGUGCUGGCAGCAAAAGAGAAACAUCUUGCAGAGAUCAAGCGCAAACUUGGGAUCAGUUCACUUCAGGAAUUCAAGCAGAACAUCGCCAAAGGGUGGCAAGACGUGACCGCGACCUCUGCAUACAAGAAGACAUCUGAAACCUUAUCUCAGGCUGGACAGAAGGCUUCCGCUGCAUUUUCAUCGGUUGGCUCAGUCAUCACCAAGAAGCUGGAAGAUGUAAAAUUGCAAGCCUUUUCACAUUCCUUUAGUAUACGCUCCAUUCAGCAUUCGAUUAGCAUGCCUGCUAUGAGAAACUCCCCAACUUUCAAGUCAUUUGAAGAAAAGGUUGAAAACUUAAAGUCUAAAGUAGGGGGAGCCAAGCCUGCCGGCGGUGAUUUUGGAGAGGUCCUGAAUUCCACCGCGAACGCUACUAGUGCCGAGGCCACGGAGCCACCUCCAGUGCAGACGGAGGCCAUGCCCUGAGUUCCUGCUGCUCAUAUCCUGCUGCCCACUGCCAGGUGCUGCAAGGGACAUCAAGCACAUCUUGUCAGUGUUCAUGGCCACAGAUUUCGACCAGAUGUGCUUUCAUUUAGCUUUACUUAUUUCUUUGACCAAAUAGUUUGUGAAUUGAACGAAGUGGGAGCACGUUCGCCUCCACGCCAGGGAAACGCCCCUUGUAGGAGACGGCAGCACUCUGGGGUGACAGGAAGCUGCCGGUGACUGUAGCCUCGGUUUUACAGAAUCACUCCACAUCUGGGAUUCUUUUCGAUCCUUUUCUAUACAAGUCAUUUUUCCUUUUUGAGUCUGUUAUACUUGAUUUCUAACUAAAAUUGUUCUUCUAAAUUCUGGUAAUUAAAAGUUUUGGAAUUAUUUUGUUACUUUUAAAGGAGAGACCACCAGCUACACUUUUUUUUUCCUGGGAUAAACAGUUUUUGUAUGUGGACCAUAUCUUGGGUUUCUGAGCACACCAGACUAAAGCAGACAGGUGUGUACAUACUUGAGUAGUUCUGCAGUUAAAACCAUGCAGAAACUCAGUCUGCCAGUGGCAUGAGUGUGGGGUCCCCCCAUGUCCUUGGUGAUUAGCAGCUACCAUUUCAACAUACUCGUUAUUUAUUAUGCCACUCUUACACAUUUUUUAUAAGAUUAAAAUUUAAUUUCAGGCAAACUGACAAAAUAACAUUGUGAGUCAAGCAUAUAUUACUAUACGUUGAAAUGUGACCACACUUGUCACUGAUAAUUCCAAAAGUCUAAAAAUGUGUUUAGGUCUAGAUUGCUGUAAAAAUGCUAAAAUCGAUCACCGUAGGGGAACUUGCUGCCUCCAUUAAAUCCAUUUAGCACCCAUUAGGAAGCACAGAAAGUUCUAUGAGAAGUACAACUUGAAUAUUUUUAUACUGAGGUAUUGUUGACUCCGAAGGAUGUAAGGCAUUAAUACAAAUGAGCUCAUCACGUAUGUGUUUUCAGUGUGUAAGUGAUGUAAAGUCUACUGUAGAUACCGCCCCUGCUUGGAGAGAUCUUGGGGCUUGUGAAUCAAGGCUUCCGAUGUCUCUGCUAAGCUCCUCCCAUAACUGUGGUAACUACUGACUCACUACCAUUUCCUUUUGCUGUCUAUGUUUAUGGCUACGAGGUCUGUCUGGUAUUUAUCUAUUGUGAUUUUAUCAUUGUCCAUGCCAAAUGUUAAUUGCCAAGCUUGGAGUGACCUAAAGCAUUUUCAAAAGCAUGACUAGAUUUAACUGAGGAUAAAGUUUCUGCAGACCAAGUCUGAAAAGCCACAAGUGUCAGUCGUUACAAAAUGACAUGCUGCCAUUGUUGAUUGCUACUUGGAUGCUCUAUUGUAUGUGACAAAUCUCAAUAAAGUCUGUGUAUCAGUA
Myodes glareolus (Bank vole) is the source of this 2187-nucleotide messenger RNA. It is a transcript of the gene Tpd52, whose product is annotated as tumor protein D52. Gene Ontology annotation, biological process: B cell differentiation. Lineage: Eukaryota; Metazoa; Chordata; Mammalia; Rodentia; Cricetidae. The record is from RefSeq and is a predicted model, not a curated record. Gene Ontology annotation, cellular component: cytoplasm.